GUAGCAAAUGCAUCCGUAGCGUAUCGCUGCGACGUUUUGAGCGCGUUGUUGCAGUCAUAAUUCCUACCUUUCUUUAUCCGAAUAAACGCCUAUAAACACACAAAUAGCUAGGACAGUGAAGUCUGGAAACGCUUUAUACAUUUCUAUAUGUUGAUAUCUGGAAGCUUGGAAAACGGUCGAAGGGGUUGCUAGCAUUGUUGCUGGCCCACACGACACUCAGUGUAAGAUGAGUGUCAACACCGUGUCCUGUACGGUGAAGCCUGCCAUCACCUUGCAGCUUGGAGAUGCCAAGACGGAUACAUCUCGUCCUGGAGUCUACGUCAUAGAUGUUACACUUCCUAUAGGACAGACUGUUAAUAUUCAGGAGAUCUCCUUUAAGAACUACUACACAGCAUGCCUGACCCUGCGGCUGCUGAUUAGAGGCGAGGAGGGGGCAGCUAAGUGGGCUACAUGUCUCAGGAACCGCUGUCUGAUGCCCAGCCCACACACGGAGGAAGGAUCUCAGGACUACUACUCUGUCUACAGGCAACAGAUGCUGAUCGAGCCAGACAAUGUGUUGGCGGUGAGACUCAUCCUCCGUCAGCCGUCGUCAUCCUGGCUGAAUUUCAGCGUUGAAGAGAUCAAAAUACACCCCUGUAUUACUGAGGAUCCAGAGAGAGACAUCCCUGAUUGGUUGUCAGAUCUAACACAUGUUGACCAACUGUCUGAUUUACAAGGUCUUCCAGACCCUCAGACGGUUUCUUCCAGUAUUCAGCAGAUGUGGGCGUUGACAGAGGUCAUGCAGACCAACCAAACCACUGCUUCUGUUGGACGCUUUGAUGUGGAUGGCUGUUACGAUAUCAACUUGCUGUCCUUCACAUAAUGUGCAAUAGACUAGAGGGUAAUUUUACACAGAACCAUCUACGGUCUCUUUUUGGUUAAUUGCCUAACAAUAUUAUAUUUCAGUUAUAAUCUUUAUUUAUUUUUAUUUGCUACAACAUGGUUGCCACCUUUGUCAAUCCUGAUUGCAACUUUGUAUAGAAUAGUGGGUGUAAUUAGUGUGUAAUUAUAUAUAGAUAGAUAUACAGUUGUGCUCAAAAGUUUGCAUACCCUUGGAGAAUUGGUAAUAUAUGUACCAUUUGUA
Molecule: messenger RNA, 1123 nt
Organism: Esox lucius (northern pike)
Lineage: Eukaryota; Metazoa; Chordata; Actinopteri; Esociformes; Esocidae
Gene: nicn1
Product: nicolin 1
Exons: 7
Coding region: 227-862 (211 amino acids)
Cellular component (GO): nucleoplasm
Source: RefSeq, a predicted model, not a curated record